CUCUGGCGGUCGCUCAGCUCGCCGUCGGUCCGCCGAGGUUCUUUCGUCCGCACCUCAACUUCGUUAGUCAGUCAGUUUUAUUUAGUGCUCCUAGCGCGGCCUCUCCGAUCAUUGCUCGGCAGAAAGCGUGGGAUUCGGGAACAGUUAAAACUGCUGAAAAGGAUUAACUAAAUAACAGAAACAUGACGUGGUUGGACGGUUGCUGCUGCUGCAUUUCGCUACGUGCCGGCACCAUAUUGAGCGGCAUCCUUGGCAUGAUAAUCGGCCUUGUCACCAUGAUCGUCGUGCUGCUGACGGACAUAAAGAUGCAAACCAUAAUUAUUGACACUCUUGAUUCGGAAAUCGUGCGCAUCAUUCUGGCUGUGAAUCUUGCCAUGACUAUUCUCAUUUCAUUGGUUUUGAUCCUCGGCGCUCUCUGGCAAAACAAAUACCUGCUGCUACCUUGGGUGGUUUUGGGCAUCAUGCUGGUCGUCGGAAUGGUCAUCUCCAUCAUUUACACCGCCAUCCGUUUCUACAUCUGGGGCGAUCCCACCACGGGCACCCUCUACCUGAUCGUCGGCCUCCUCGGAAAUGCAAUCUUCUUCUACUUGUGGCUCGUGGUGUUCAGCUACUACCAGCUGCUGAAGGAGGAGGGCGGCCACGGUUUCUACGCCAAGACCCGCUACUAAGAAAGCCGACCGAAUCAAAACGAGAGAGUGCCUUUGUCGUCGAAUUAUUAAUUAAUUCGCAGCGCCAUACUUAAUUAAUUAAGGACUAAGAAGUACACAUUUACGCCGCUUGAGAGUGAGGGGGUUAUAUAAUAUGUUCGUAAUAUGAUGGAAUGGUGGGUGCGGCGGCUGCUUAAUUCCGACUAAUCACUGCUCUUGUGUCGAAUUCGCUGCCUGUCGCCGCCGCUGGGGAGAAAUUCCCACCUGCUGGAAUUUGAUUAGGGACUCGUGAGCGCAUAAUCAGCCGCUUUGUAUAUUAGACAAGCUUGCCAAAUUUUCAUCCAUAAUUUAUUUUCGGCCCAAAGGAAGUUUUUGCGAGACGAGGACAGAAACAAAUGAGGGUCAUUUUCCAUCUGCCUUCCAACACACGUUUAUUUUGUUUCACGGCUCUGCGGUUGGGAGAGCCUCUUUUCAUUGUGUGCACGCAAAAUUUUGCUCCCCGUCGCUGCGGCGUCCUCAAGGGUUUAUCAUAUUUUUUUUCUGAAAGUGAAAAUAUCUUUUCAUCAUUUUGAAUGGAGGAUGCUUUUCGCAGAGCAGCUGAAACGGUAAUCUGAAACUUUCUACACAAAUCAACAUUCUCUUGAAAUUUGAGCUUUAGCAGAGAAUGGAUGUGAAGCUAAGCCAUGAUUUAAUUGACAAUUAUUGAAGGGAUUUCGUGAAACAAAGAUGGCUUUAAUUAUUUUGCAUGUAAACUUUUUUUCAUUUCUUAUAUCUCAAAAAAUUAAAGUAAAGUUUCAUAAAUUGAUAUAAAUUUGUGUAUGUCACUGGUGUGGGAAACUUUAUCUUUGCUCGGAGUGAAAAGUAAAUUAAGUCUCAAAUUUCAACUCAAAUAAAAGCAGUCAGAAACUCUAAUCUCGCCUUUCGCACAAACUUCAUUUGCAAAUUCACCAGCCGAGGGUUUGUAAGUUAUUCGUAACUGCGAAUCGCCAAGGGAACGUUAAAUUAUUCCGCCCGUUUGGCUCGACGGGCGCGGAAUUUCGAAAAUGGCCCUUGGGACAUUUGCUGGUUGGUUGACGGCGAAAUUGGGAAAACAAAAAUGCCGUCGUUAUACGAUUUUGGCCGAAAGCGACACGAGAUGCUUAUCUUGAAUUGUAACUCUCAUUCUCACACACGGCGGAAAAUCUCAUUUAAACUUUAUUAAUCAGCCGAGCCAAGUGAACAAAGCUGGAAUUUCUUUGGUUUGACUUUCACAAGCACUAGGAUGCGCACCUUUUGUUCGCUAGCAGAGCAGACACACGGCGCGCAAAAACGUUUCAUUUCCAGAGAGCUUUUAAUAAACUGUCUUUUGUUUUUUGAAAAUAAAAAAAAAACGCGACAACCGGCACUUGGCUAGCACGUCAAAAGGCUGCGUCCUCUUUGCUUCCGUUGUAUUUUCAUUAACCCAUGACUUUGCAUCCGCACAGCACGUUGGCUAGCACCAUAAUGUAUGAAAUUGUGUUGAAUAUAGUUUGUUAUUAUGAAUAAAAAAUUUAUUGAGAAUACAAACAUAAUAUUACUACUGUAUUAUAUUUAGUUAUUGGAUGUUUACUUAUAUUAAGUACAUUAUACCAUAACUCUGAAAUAAAUUCAUGGCCC
Neocloeon triangulifer is the source of this 2282-nucleotide messenger RNA. RefSeq lists its product as uncharacterized. The coding region runs from base 183 to 668 and encodes 161 amino acids. The transcript is spliced from 6 exons. NCBI's taxonomy places the organism in Eukaryota, Metazoa, Arthropoda, Insecta, Ephemeroptera, Baetidae. The record is from RefSeq and is a predicted model, not a curated record.